AUGUACAGAUUGGCUCACUCUGCAGAAUAUCAGGAAAAGGUUUAUCAAGAAUUGUUAGAAGUUUUUGGUGAACCAACUUUGGAAGAAGUCACCUCUGAAAAUGGAUUGCACAUCACUGCCGAGCAGUAUAAGAAAUUGAAACUCACCAAACAAUUUGUUGAGGAAGUGUUGCGUGUUAAUCCAUUUGCCUUCAUUGGAGGUGGUAGAAUUUUGAGUGAUGAUAUGAUUAUUCGUGGUUACAAAAUUCCAAAAGACACUCAAGUUUUAUGUAUUCAAAGAUUUGCUAAUACUCGUGACGAAUUUGUUCCACGUGCAAAUGAAUUCAUUCCAGAACGUCAUGAAAAGGGAUCUCCUAUUGGAUUGUCCAAUAAUUAUAUUAGUACACCUUUUGGUAUUGGUGCUCGUAAAUGUCCUGGAAGUAGAAUUGCUCUCCACGAACUUCACAUGGCCAUCAUUAAUACAGUAAGACAUUUCAAACUCGAACAUAGUAAUCCAGAAUCAUUCCCUCCAACAAGUUACGAUCAGGCUCUUCUUUAUAUUGACUUGGAAAAGAAUCCACUCUACUUUACUCCAAGAGAUCAUUUAAAGGAACACUUUUAUUCUCUUAAACAAUCAAAAAAGAAUGAAUAA
Messenger RNA from Naegleria gruberi, 630 nucleotides. RefSeq lists its product as uncharacterized. Bases 1 to 630 code for a protein of 209 amino acids. Gene Ontology annotation, molecular function: heme binding; oxidoreductase activity, acting on paired donors, with incorporation or reduction of molecular oxygen; iron ion binding. The record is from RefSeq and is a predicted model, not a curated record. NCBI's taxonomy places the organism in Eukaryota, Heterolobosea, Eutetramitea, Acrasida, Naegleriidae. The transcript is spliced from 2 exons.